This is a messenger RNA of Trichechus manatus latirostris (Florida manatee), 1903 nucleotides long. RefSeq names its product solute carrier family 18 member B1 (gene SLC18B1). The record is from RefSeq and is a predicted model, not a curated record. NCBI's taxonomy places the organism in Eukaryota, Metazoa, Chordata, Mammalia, Sirenia, Trichechidae. Gene Ontology annotation, biological process: transmembrane transport. Gene Ontology annotation, molecular function: transmembrane transporter activity.
AUGGAAGCGCCAGGGGAGCCGGAGGGCCCAGGCCCUCCAGGACCCGGGGGUGAUAACCCUCUGGGAACUGCAAGAGAGGCCCCCAGGCGGCUUUCAAGAGAACAGCUUUUUACACUGAUAUUGGCAGCAUCCAUUAACUUGGGAUCCAGUAUGUGCUAUUCUAUUCUUGGACCCUUUUUCCCCAAGGAGGCCAAAAAGAAAGGAGCCAGCAAUACAGUUAUUGGUAUAAUCUUUGGAUGUUAUGCUUUGUUUAAAUUGCUGGCGUCUUUGGUAUUUGGAAAAUAUCUUAUACAUAUUGGAGCAAAGUUUAUGUUUGUAACAGGAAUGUUUGUCUCAGGAGGAGUUACAAUUCUCUUUGGUGUGUUGGACCAAGUUCCAGAAGGGCCAAUAUUUAUUGCUGUGUGUUUUCUAGUGAGGGUGGCAGAUGCGAUAAGCUUUACUGGAGCGUUAACUGCUUCUUUUUCUAUCCUCAUAAAGGCUUUUCCAAAUAAUGUGGCUACAGUAUUGGGGAGUCUUGAGAUUUUCUCUCAACUUGGUCUAGUGCUAGGGCCUCCUUUAGGUGGCUUUUUGUACCAAUCUUUUGGCUAUGAGUUGCCUUUUAUUUUUCUGAGAUGCAUAGUUCUGCUAAUGGUACCGCUCAACAUGUAUAUGUUACCUAAUUUUGAAGCUGGCCCAGGUGAAUAUUCAUUCUGGAAACUCAUCACUUAACCCAAGGUUGCCCUUAUAUCCUUUGUCAUCAAUUCACGCAGCUCAGGCUUUGGCUUCCUUGACCCUACUCUGUCUCUCUUUGUUCUGGAGAAGUUUAGUUUGCCAGCUGGAUAUGUGGGACUGGUGUUCCUGGGUUUGGCCCUAUGCUAUGCUAUUUCUUCACCGUUUGGUCUACUAAGCAAUAAAAUGCCACAUCUAAGGAAAUGGCUUCUGGUUUUUGGAAACUUAAUCACAGCUGGGUGCUACAUGCUCUUAGGACCUGUCCCAGUCCUGCACAUUAAAAGUCAGCUCUGGCUGCUCAUGCUUGUAUUGGUUGUAAAUGGCAUCUCUGCUGGGAUGAGUAUAACUCCAGUUUUCCCGGAGAUUCUCAGUUGUGCAUAUGAAAAUGGAUUUGAGGAAGGAUCGAGUACUUUGGGACUUGUGUCAGGUCUCUUUGGUGCAAUGUGGUCAGUUGGUGCUUUUUUAGGACGUAUACUGGGUGGAUUUCUGUAUGAAAAAAUUGGUUUUGAGUGGGCAGCAGCUAUACAAGGUCUUUUGCCUCUGACAAGUCUGAGUAACCAGUCUGGAUUAGCAAUGGGCUUAUAUUAUCUACUGGAACACUCAAGGAGAAGAAGAUCUGUAUCUCAAGACAUUCUUGGCAUAGAGGAGGAACGAACUGUUCUCUUGCCUAAUGAAAUCUAAUCUUGUGAAUCCUGGAUUGAUACAGGGUUGGUAGAUGGACCCUUCUGAUGUUGAGCAUCACAGCUGGGUUUUCUUAAUCUUAUGCACAAACUCCAUGGAUUCUACACUAGUAUCACCCAAGUGUCAACACUAGGUAUACCUUGGGCUGCACUUACUGUUGUCUUGAAAAGCUGGCCUACUGAACCAGUCAUAUUGAAACAUUAAGUAUAAGAAGAGCAACUGAAAACCAGAAAAUGUUUGUGUUAAGAGGCCAAACGUGCCCUUGAAGAUGUUGUUAUUGACUCUACUUAGGUACUUCUUCUGCUUUUUAUUCUAAGUGCACUGAUUCUGUGAGUGUAUCAUUUUUUUAAACAGGGAAAGAAGUGAAUUGAUUUGCUAUACUUCAAAUAUAAAAAUAUGACUCAAAAUAUAUAAAAUAAUUCAUAUGAAAUAGUUUUUAAAAGAUACACAUUUUCUGUUUCCUGAAAUUUAUUUUCUUGUUCAAAAGGCAAAAUUCCUGCAUGCCAUGCAGAAA